Molecule: messenger RNA, 1280 nt
Organism: Selaginella moellendorffii
Lineage: Eukaryota; Viridiplantae; Streptophyta; Lycopodiopsida; Selaginellales; Selaginellaceae
Product: lipase
Exons: 10
Coding region: 278-1192 (304 amino acids)
Biological process (GO): lipid metabolic process
Source: RefSeq, a predicted model, not a curated record
UUGGGUGGCUCUGAUCCCGCGGCGGCGAGGUCCGUGAGAGCUCGCAGUGAUCGCAGUGAGUUCUAGGUAUCCUGCGCAAUGCCCGGGAUCACGUCUUGCGCAGGGGGAUCAUCGCUUUGGCGUGGCGCUCGGGUGCCAAACUGGCAACAUUUGUCUUGAGACAAAUGCUUGCUCCUUGCCAAGUAAGAAGAAAUGGAUGAGUUUCGUUGCAUUCUUCUUUGGUUUCUUCUUUAGUUCCGGAUUGCAUUGGGUGAAGAUGGAUUGAGAGAAAGGUGUGAUGAAACUAGCCGUGGUUCUAUUGCUUUCGUGCCUCACCGCUGCUGUUGGACGAGAGUUUGUCGUUGGAGAUAACUUGAGUUUUCGGUACUACAAUCGGACGCUCGCAAAGAUCAUGGUCCGCUAUGCAUCAGCGGUGUAUCUAGAUGAUUCAGCCUCCUUGCUGAAGUGGAAUUGCUCACGUUGCAACGGUGUGAUAAAGGAUUUUCAUGUCACAGCUCUUGUCGUGGAUGUUCGACAUUGUCUACAGGCAUUUGUUGGUGUAUCCGAGAGUCUACAUGCUAUUGUGAUUGCCUUCCGAGGAACUCAAGAAAACAGCAUGGCAAACUGGAUGGAGGAUUUGUAUUUCAAGGAGCUCGAUUUAAACUAUCCCGGAACUAAGGAUGCCAAGGUCCACCAUGGUUUCUACUCGGCUUAUCACAACACCAGUAUGCGAGCAAGCAUAAUGGCAGCUAUAAGUUACAUAGAGCAAACGCGGCACGGGCUGAAGUACAUGGUGACGGGCCACUCCAUGGGAGGAGCUCUUGCCUCGUUUUGCGCACUCGAUCUCAUUGUAAAUUACAAAGUUUCCACAGACGAUGUAGAGAUAGUCACGUUUGGACAGCCACGCCUCGGCAACACUGUCUUCGCAAAGUUUUUCAGCAAGCACUUGCCAAGAGCGAUACGAAUGACUCACGGUCACGAUAUGGUUCCGCACCUCCCUCCAUAUCUCUCCUUCCUCGGAGCUCGAAGCUACCAUCACUUCGCAAGAGAGGUGUGGAUCACAACUCUGUCGAUAGGAAUUCUCACCUUCGAGUAUGAGCGAGUUUGUGACAGCUCUGGCGAAGAUCCAACUUGUAGCAGGUCCGUGUCUGGCAAUAGUAUCGAGGACCAUUUCAUCUACUUGGGAGUUUAUCUUGGCUCCGGAGACACGUAGUUUUCUUCUCCCAGAAAAGAAAAUAGAGGAGCCAAGCGAGCGAAAAAAAGUAUAUCCAGAAAUUCAAAUUUAUUCUUACCACUCAAAA